Molecule: messenger RNA, 2431 nt
Organism: Pollicipes pollicipes
Lineage: Eukaryota; Metazoa; Arthropoda; Thecostraca; Pollicipedomorpha; Pollicipedidae
Product: E3 ubiquitin-protein ligase ariadne-1
Exons: 10
Coding region: 79-1662 (527 amino acids)
Biological process (GO): protein ubiquitination
Molecular function (GO): ubiquitin-protein transferase activity; zinc ion binding
Source: RefSeq, a predicted model, not a curated record
AACUGAGAUUGGUCUCGCGUUUGUGGGAUGAGUUUUAGACCAUUUCUUUACCGUUUUCUGAAAUAUUUUGAGUAAACUAUGGAUUCUGAUGGUGGCAUACAGUAUGAUGAAGAAUCAGGCGACGAGCACUCGCUUUAUGAAGCUGAUUCUGGCAAUGAAUCAAGUGAGGAAGAGGUAAACUUUGACAGUCGUCCUGAACCAUCUACAUCCAGGGACGAAGACAGUGCAGUGGACGAUUAUGUGUUUCAAGUACUGUCUGUCGAGGAAAUAGUUGAAUAUAUGGUGGCAGAGAUAAAUGAGGUGAAGGAAGUUGUGAAGCUUCCAAGAACUACAAUAAGGAUACUCCUAAACCACUUCAGAUGGGACAAGGGAAAGCUUUUUGAGAGGUUCUAUGAUACAGACCAGGAACAGCUGUUCAGAGAAGCCCAUGUAGUUAGUCCUUUCAUCAAGAAGACUGCCUCAAAUCCAAAGGUCAACAGCAGAAGGGGUGCAGUGACAACAGAGGAGUGUGAGAUCUGCCUGAUGGUCCAGCCCUCGUCGGCCAUGACCGGGCUGGAGUGCGGCCACCGGUUCUGCGCCGGCUGCUGGGCCGAGUACCUGACCACCAAGGUGAUGGACGAGGGAAUGGGCCAGACGAUCUCGUGCGCGGCGCACGGCUGCGACAUCCUGGUGGACGAUCGGACUGUGCUGCGGCUGGUCGGCGAGCCGCGUGUGCUGCAGCGCUACCAGCACCUCAUCACCAACAGCUUCGUGGAGUGUAACCGGUGUCUCUGCUGGUGUCCCAGCCCGGACUGCGGCUACGCCCUGCGCGUGCCCUACCCGGACGUGCGGCCCGUCACGUGCAAAUGCGGCCACCGCUUCUGCUUCGCGUGUGGCGAGGUCUGGCACGAUCCAGUGCGCUGUUCGCGCAUCAAGCGCUGGCUCAAGAAGUGCGACGACGACUCGGAGACGUUUAACUGGCUGUCGGCCAACACCAAGGUCGGUCGGGCCGCUCUGACCGACUUGUGUGCUUACAAGGAAUGUCCCAAGUGCAGCGUGACGAUCGAAAAGGACGGCGGCUGCAACCACAUGGUGUGCAAGAACCAGAACUGCCGCGCCGACUUCUGCUGGGUGUGCCUGGGUCGAUGGGAGCCCCACGGAUCCUCCUGGUACAGCUGUAACCGUUACGAUGAGGACGAGGCGAAGGCUGCACGCGACGCCCAGGAGCGCUCUCGUGCCGCGCUCAACCGCUACCUGUUCUACUUCAACCGCUACAUGAACCAUAUGCAGUCGCUCAAGUUUGAGAAUAAGCUGUACGCCUCAGUCAAGGAGAAGAUGGAGGAGAUGCAGCAGCACAACAUGAGCUGGAUCGAGGUCCAGUUUCUGAAGAAGGCCGUGGACAUCCUCUGUUCCUGCCGGCAAACGCUCAUGUACACCUAUGUGUUCGCGUACUACCUGCGCAAGAAUAACCAGUCUGUGAUAUUUGAGGACAACCAGAAAGAUCUGGAGCGCUGUACGGAGAUGUUGUCCGAGUACCUCGAGCGAGACAUCACUCAGGAGAACCUGGUUGACAUUAAGCAGAAGGUGCAGGACAAGUACAGGUACUGCGACAGUCGGCGGAAGGUGCUGCUGGAGCACGUGCACGAGGGCUACGAGCGGGACUGGUGGCUGUACAGUGAGUAGGCGGGCGGGUCGUGUCGGCCCGUGAGGCGGCGCCCCGGCCCGGGUCGGGUCGGCGCUCGCGGCCGCCGCGCUCUGGUGACCGGCAGGCGUGUGGCGACUCGUCGAGGUGGCCCGCUGAAGCAUUGUGAUUGGUCGGUGGACAACGUUGCCGUCCCGCUGUGAUUGGCCGAUCGCACGGAGUUGACUGAGAUUGGCCAGACCGGGAUGGGCCGCACGGGUGCGUGCGUCGUACGAUGUAUUGUAAGGAGUCGGCUAGUCAGUCGUGUAUCCUGCUAGUUAUCGCUUUUGGGUUAUCUGCUAUCUACUUCGUAUUUUGGUGUCGCGGAAAUUUAUAGUACCGGUAUAUUGACUUUGUCCGGGAGAUGAUCGCAACACAAAGCUUCAUCACAUACAGCUAUGCAAAGCGGCCGUUGUUUGUCGCGGUACUCGACCAGGUAUUUCGUUCGCGGUGUAGCGCGUAGAGUCUGAAGACCGGCGGUAGGUGCGGACUUGCGGUACGUCCGCGGGCCGGCAGGGAGUGGUGCCUCGCGGACCACCCGUGGAGCGGGCGCCGGCUUCCAUCCGGACGCCCGUCCCGAGUCCAGGACUCCCGCCCGGAGUCCGGGCCCGCGUCAUCGUGGCCUGUGAUCGCCGGCAGCUCGCGAAACCAUGGUAUUCUGUGUUUGGUUGUAUAAAUUGUAUGCCAGUAAAUGUUACCUCACCCUGCUUAUUUUAGGCUAGGAGCCGCAUUGCCGUGCGAUAUUGGUCUGCUGGAGGAAUAUAGCGAGGA